AUGCCUGAAAAUCAGAUUGCAUCAGCGGCCAAGAUGCCUCUCGGACAUGUAAAUGUGAUACCUGCACCGAGCAAUCCUGAUCGAAAGGAGAAGAGAGAGAAUAGUUCUUCUUCCAGAUAUCAGAUAAAAGGCCAGUGGAUAGGCAAAGAAGACAGGAGACUGAUUAUCUUAGUACAUCAAUUUGGAUUGAGGAAAUGGGUUGUAAUAGCUGAAGAAAUGGUUGGUAGAGUGGGAAAACAAUGUUGCGAGCGAUGGAAUAAUCAUCUGUGUUCUCAUAUCAAGAAGGACAUUUUGACUGACGAUGAAGAGAGACGGUUAAUUCAAGCACAUGAAAGACUUGGAAAUUGA
Messenger RNA from Olea europaea var. sylvestris, 348 nucleotides. RefSeq names its product transcription factor MYB119-like. Gene Ontology annotation, molecular function: RNA polymerase II cis-regulatory region sequence-specific DNA binding; DNA-binding transcription factor activity, RNA polymerase II-specific. The record is from RefSeq and is a predicted model, not a curated record. Gene Ontology annotation, cellular component: nucleus. Gene Ontology annotation, biological process: regulation of DNA-templated transcription. The coding region runs from base 1 to 348 and encodes 115 amino acids. The transcript has 2 exons. NCBI's taxonomy places the organism in Eukaryota, Viridiplantae, Streptophyta, Magnoliopsida, Lamiales, Oleaceae.